Messenger RNA from Tricharina praecox, 1584 nucleotides. RefSeq lists its product as uncharacterized. The record is from RefSeq and is a predicted model, not a curated record. Bases 1 to 1584 code for a protein of 527 amino acids. The transcript has 5 exons. NCBI's taxonomy places the organism in Eukaryota, Fungi, Ascomycota, Pezizomycetes, Pezizales, Pyronemataceae.
AUGACGGGGAACUCGUGGUUCCCGGACAUUCCGCGGAUCUUGCCGCACGAGAAGGUGUAUCCCAUACAGAUAGGGAAUCAGUUAUUCCGUCUCAGGUAUGCAGGAACUGAGAAUUCUAGAGCUCCCUCAUAUUUCUCGCAGUUCUUUGAGCGGCAGUUAGCGACGAUGGAGGAUGGGCAGCAAAUCCGCACGCUAUAUAUCGACCGCGAUCCGGAAACGUUCGGCGAUAUCGCAAGACAUCUACAAGGUUAUCACAUUUCUCCGAGAGACGGCCCGCAUUUCGUACGGCUCUUUGCGGACGCUCAAUUCUACAGUCUGCCAAAAUUAAUCUCGCAACUGUUCGAAUCCGAAAUCUUCAUCUCCAUCGGCUCGCAACACUUCCAGAUCAAUCGUGACCUAUUCCAAGCCCCCGGGAACUCACCCAACUUCUUCACUCUAGGCUUCGCCGUCUUCUUCUCCAAUCCCUCCGAGAUCUUCCCUGGGCUGAGUCGCGAAGGCCUGCUACGACCACCGUCGAUCCUGCCUCCCGAAGUUCCCAACCGUUCAGCGGAAGUCUUUGCCGAGCUCCUCCACCUCCUUCGUGGGUAUCCAGUACAAAUCCGGUCAGAAGAGCACCGCCAGCAGCUCCUCCGCGACUGCAAAUACUUCCACUUCAAAGGCCUCGAGCAGCGUCUGAUUCCCCAUGAAAUCUCCUACAACCCAUCUCGCGGCAAAUCCGAAAUUUUGAUCCGCAUCGAAGACAUCCGGCCCAGCGGCGUCUCCUUCGUCCCUGACAGCUCCGAACCGCGGACCGGAGGGCCCACCUACACCCCGGGAUGGGUCAACUACUCCCGCCCGUUCGUCGACGACCAACCGCGCGAACUAAUCAUCGAGAUCAUAGGGGAGUCCACACGAAUAGACUGGCGCAAUUCACGCGCCGAGUUCACCGGGAUGACGAACCAGCGCGUCUCGGCGCUGCUGCAAGUGGUAACCAAUAAACUCGGCCUCCCAGUUUCGCACGAGUACCCCAUGGGGCUCAAAAUGAUCAACGACCGCAUGAACGGCGCAUCCUCGGGCCCCGCCAGCCCGGGGAAUACUCCUCUGUCCGAUGACAAAGUCAAGAUCCGCAUCGGCCCGGAAUGCUACAUCAAUCUUGACGGCGAGGAGCUGUGGGACCGCGACGGCGUCCCGGUCGUCGAGCUCGACCACCACCAAUAUCCGCCGCCACCACCCACCACCACGGAGUCCGACAGCGACGCGGGGAGAAGCUCGCCCAGCAUACAGUGGCCCUCGCCAUCCCACAGUCGACCACCGUCGGCCAAGCCGCAACAGCAACCACCACCACCUCCGCCACCACCGCCACCGCUACCUCUGCAACAGAACCUGCCCAUACCCCCGUCCCUCACCGCCAACAGCAAGAAGCGCUUAAAGCGCAAGGCUAGCAUCGAGGACUCCCACGAGUGGAUAAUGAAACGUGGGCAGUUCCGGUUGCGCGUGCAGCAGAGUGGCGCGGGCAAGGGGAUGGCCGCGAUCCUCGUAGGCGUCAAGCUCGAGGUGCUGAGUGGCGAGUAUGGAAGGAACUCGAAGAGGGGGUUUUUGACGUAA